UCUCCGGGCGCGGGGCUGCCGGUGUUUCGGGGCGCGGCGCCUGUCUGUCUGAGCGCGAGGCGGGACCGCGGGAGGUGGUGAUGGCGGCGGAGACGACGCUCAGAACACUGAAGCCACAUCACGAAGAGGCUCGGAAACCAGAGGCAGGAACCGCAGCUCAGUCAGUGGGGAGACAAGACGGGAUUGAACUCUGACCAGAAGGACUUUUAUAUCAGCCCAGAAUACUGAAGCCACUUCACUAGAGGCUCGGGAACCAAAGGCAGGAACGGCAGCUCAGUCAGUGGGGAGACUAGACGCCCAGAACACUGAAACCACAUCACUGAGAGGCUCGGGAACCAGAGGCAGGAACCGGAGCUCAGUCAACGGGGAGACAAGACUCCCAGAACACUGAAGCUCAUCACUGAGAGGCUCGGGAACCAGAGGCAGGAACCGGAGCUCAGUCAGCGGGGAGACAAGACGGACUGAAACAGCGACCACAUCUGGUGUUGCCCAACUACAUUGUGAAUCAGUUCCACCACUUUGGGAGAUUGGAGUGAGAUGGCCUCCACGGAGACUGAACCAAGUGCCAGUGCAGAGGGCAAUGGAAUGACCCGUGGUGUGGAUCAAACCCCCUGCAACAGACCAACAGGUACAAAUACCUUAUUCACUGAGACCCUGGCCCUGUAUGAUGAUUACCAGCUGCACAGACUGACAAAGUUCUACCGGGACAGAUUGGAACAGGCUAUUGAGGAAGGCGUGGAGGACAUCAGCUCAAGGCUCAGACAGAAGGAAUGUUUCAGCCCGCAGGAGCACAAAAAACUCACUGAGCUCACACACAGUGGGCAGAGGAGACAAAGCUCCAAAUUUCUUCUGAACCUGGUGAUGGGGAAAGGUUCUGAUGCCCGGAGAGUGAUGUGGGAAUCCUUUGUGAAAAUGAGGCCCACUUUGCCCAAACUGAACAAAAUCAUGACGGAAAUACAGCAACAAGGUGCCAGUCUAGUGGAUGAAGUGACCAUUGUCCGAAGUGUAUCAGGUGUCUCCAGUGAUCUGAAAGCCAUUCAGCAAUUGCACAAGGAGACGUUAAAGAAACAAAGUGAGAAACUGGUAGUAAAUACCAUUCUGAUAAAGGAGAAGGUGAAGCAGUUUCAGUUGGUUGAUCGCUACACAGAGCUAACAAUCAUUUCUGAUGUACGUGAACGGGAUCUGGUAGAACAUGAGCUGCUGGCGAGAGGCAGAGACCACGAGGAGUGGAGACAGAAGCAGCUCCGGGGAGAGCUGGAAAAAAUCCGAAUUGAUAAACUGUUCCACAGCAGCUUCUCUGGAGGAGGUCCAAUUUCCUGGUUGAAAAAAUUCUACAAGAGAAGCGGAUCUGGCAAUUUCACAGGGACUUCCGCAGUAGUGAGUGGAGUGGCAGGGAUUGGAAAAACAACCAUGGUGCAAAAGAUUGUCCAUGACUGGGCCACAGGCAAAAUCUAUCCUCACUUUCACUUUGUUUUUAUUUUGAAAUUUCGAGACCUAAACACUCGUAACAUCAGAUUAACACUGAGACAGUUAAUCUUGGAUGAAUAUCCGUACCUGAAAUAUGUUCUGGACGAGCUGUGGAAACACCCAGAGAGAUUGCUCUUUAUAUUUGAUGGUUUGGAUGAAUUCAGGCGAAGCAUUGAGUUCGCUGACAGUUGGAGAGAAGCAGAGUCUCAGAGUAGAUGCACAGACCCCGGUUUCUGGUGUGACGUGUCUGAAAUUGUGUACAGUUUAAUACAGAAAAAGCUGCUGCCAGGCUGCUCAGUGCUGGUGACCAGCCGCCCCACUGCAUUACAGUUACUGGCAAAGGCUCAGGUCAGUGUCUGGGCUGAAAUCCUGGGAUUUGUGGGUGAAGAGAGAAGGGAAUAUUUUCACAAGUUUUUUGAAGAUCAGGAGGUGGCGGCUGCUGUUUACAGCCACGUGGAGGAGAACGAGCUCCUGCUCACCAUGUGCUACAACCCGUCCUACUGCUGGAUCCUCGCUCUGUCUCUGGGUCCCUUCUUUACACGGAAACACAGCAACAAACAGCGAGUUCCCAAGACAGUCACACAACUCUUCUCCUAUUAUAUUUAUAACAUACUAUCACAUCACAGUGUCAAGAUGGAAAGCCCCCGUGAUGUGAUGCUGAAGAUUGGUGAGAUGGCCUUCACUGGAGUCUCCCAGAGAAACAUUGUCUUUAAUGAUGAAGAUCUGAUCAAAUAUAACCUCCAGCCUUCCCAGUUCCUCUCUGGCUUUCUCAUGGAACUUGUGGAGAGAGAGUCUUCAGAGCACAGUGUGGUCUACACAUUCCCGCACCUCACCAUCCAGGAGUUUGUAGCCGCACUCGCUCAGUUCCUGUCUCCAAAUCCAGGAAAUCUGAGGAAACUCCUAAAUGAAGCUCACAGGGAGGAGGACGGCCGGUUUGAGAUAUUCCUGCGCUUUGUUGCUGGUCUCUCCUCCCCACGGGCAGCUCAGCCACUGGAGAAGUUUCUGGGUCCAUUUGUCCAUCAGACAACCUGCGCGGUGAUCGAUUGGCUGAAGGAGAAGGUUAAAGCUCAGAUCAGAGACACAGACACCGUCACUGGGAAAAGGAAGCUGCUGAACACACUCCAUUACCUGUUUGAGUCUCAGAAUCAAGCCCUAGCAGAGCAAGCACUGGACUCUGUACAGACACUGACAUUUGGUGACUCCUCUCCAGAGAAAGCAUUGAGACUGACACCGAUAGACUGUGUUGUGCUGUCUCAGGCCAUUGGACUGUGUGACACAAUAAAACGACUCAAUCUGAGGAGUUGCUACAUUCAGGAGGAGGGUAUUCAGCGUUUGGUUCCUACUCUGCACAAGUGUCAGAAGUUGCAGUAAGUUUACUCUUUUUGU
Molecule: messenger RNA, 2853 nt
Organism: Callorhinchus milii (elephant shark)
Lineage: Eukaryota; Metazoa; Chordata; Chondrichthyes; Chimaeriformes; Callorhinchidae
Product: NACHT, LRR and PYD domains-containing protein 3-like
Exons: 11
Coding region: 538-2838 (766 amino acids)
Cellular component (GO): cytoplasm
Source: RefSeq, a predicted model, not a curated record